Phaeoacremonium minimum UCRPA7 is the source of this 3144-nucleotide messenger RNA. Its product is annotated as putative cytoskeleton assembly control protein sla2 protein. The transcript is spliced from 4 exons. Lineage: Eukaryota; Fungi; Ascomycota; Sordariomycetes; Togniniales; Togniniaceae. The record is from RefSeq and is a predicted model, not a curated record. Gene Ontology annotation, molecular function: clathrin light chain binding; clathrin-cargo adaptor activity; phosphatidylinositol-3,4-bisphosphate binding. Gene Ontology annotation, cellular component: clathrin-coated vesicle; actin cortical patch. Bases 1 to 3144 code for a protein of 1047 amino acids. Gene Ontology annotation, biological process: actin filament organization; endocytosis; clathrin coat assembly.
AUGGCGACCAUCCGGAGUCUUGACCACACCAAGUCCGAAUCGGAACUCGCAGUCAACAUCAAGAAAGCGACCAGCCCCGAGGAGACCGCUCCAAAGCGCAAACAUGUCCGCAGCUGCAUCGUGUACACCUGGGACCACAAGUCCUCCCAGUCCUUCUGGGCAGGCAUGAAAGUGCAACCGAUUCUCGCGGAUGAGGUGCAGACGUUCAAAGCUCUCAUCACGAUCCACAGAGUGCUGCAGGAGGGACAUCCGGUGACGCUCAAGGAGGCGAUGGCAAACCGGCCAUGGAUCGACAGUUUGAAUCGUGGGAUGGCCGGCGAGGGCAUGCGCGGCUACGGCCCGCUGAUUAAAGAAUACGUCUAUUACCUGCUUGCCAAGCUUUCCUUCCAUCAACAGCAUCCCGAGUUCAACGGCACCUUUGAGUAUGAAGAGUACGUCAGCCUGAAGGCGGUCAACGACCCGAACGAGGGCUACGAGACCAUCACAGACCUCAUGACGCUGCAGGACAAGAUCGACCAGUUCCAGAAGCUGAUCUUCUCCCACUUCCGCAACGUGGGGAACAACGAAUGCAGGAUCUCGGCCCUUGUUGCCCUCGUCCAGGAGAGCUACGGAAUCUACAAGUUCAUCACGAGCAUGCUCCGCGCGAUGCACUCCACCACGGGCGACAACGAAGCCUUGGAGCCUCUCCGCGGCCGCUAUGAUGCGCAGCAUUACCGGCUCGUCAAGUUCUACUACGAGUGCUCCAAUCUGCGGUACUUGACCAGUCUCAUCACCAUCCCGAAGCUGCCACAAGACCCGCCCAACCUGCUGGCGGAGGACGACGAGGCUCCUGCGCUCCCGGCGAGGCCGAAGCAGGAGAUUGAGCGGGCGCCCACUCCCGUCACAGCACCCAAGUCGGAGGAGCCGGACGAGAUCUCCGAGUUCUGGAAGAGCGAGCUGGAUCGACAGAACCGGGAGUACGAGGAGCAGCAGCGUGUCCUCGAAGCACAGCAGCAGCAGCAGCUUCUCUCUCAGCAGCAGGCCCAGCUUCAAGCCCAGAGAGACUUUGAAGAGCAGCAGCGACGGCUGGCCGAGCAGCAGCAGCGAGAACAAGAGGCGCUCAUGGCACAGCAGGCACAGUGGCAGACACAGGGAAGGCUCGCGGAGCUGGAGCGCGAGAAUCUGAACGCCAGAGCACAGUACGAGCGAGACCAGCUCAUGCUGCAGCAAUAUGACCAGCGAGUCAAGGGACUGGAAGGAGAACUGCAGCAGCUACAAAACAGCUAUGGCCAACAGAUCACGAGCAAGGACGAUCAGAUCCGGGCUCUACAAGAGCAGGUCAACACAUGGAGGACCAAGUACGAGGCGCUUGCGAAGCUCUACUCACAGCUGCGUCAUGAGCAUCUUGACCUCUUGCAAAAAUUCAAGUCUGUGCAGCUCAAGGCCGCCUCGGCGCAAGAAGCGAUCGAUCGUCGCGAGAAGCUUGAGCGUGAGAUCAAGACGAAGAACCUCGAGCUGGCAGACAUGAUCCGUGAGAGGGACAGGGCACUACACGAGAAGGACCGUCUGGCUGGAGGCAACAAGGAUGAAGUCGAGAAGCUCAAGCGCGAGCUUCGGAUGGCCAACGACCGGGCGGACAACAUGGAGCGAAGCAAGGGCAAUGAACUCUCGACCAUGCUGGCCAAGUACAAUCGCGAGAUGGCAGACCUGGAGGAAGCGCUUCGAAACAAGUCGCGCGCGUUGGAGGAGGCCCAGUCCCGCCUUCGAGAUGGGAGCUCUGAUCUUGAGCAGCUUCUCCGUGACAAGGAGGAAGAGCUAGAAGUCUACAAGGCGGGCAUGGACCAGACGCUGAUUGAGCUCAAUGAGCUCAAGCAGAACCAGGGUGUAUCCGACAAUGUCCUCGACGGACACCUUGACGCUCUGAUCUUGGCCAAUCUGGACAAGAUCAACGACAUUAUUGACUCUGUCCUCCAGUCUGGUGUGCAGAGAGUAGACGACGCCCUGUAUGAACUCGACUCCACCAUGCAGGCAGGCAACCAGAAUGCAUCUCCAUCCUAUGUGCUAUCGCAGAUUGAGAAGGCAUCGGGCAGCGCCAUGGAGUUCGCGACGGCGUUCAACAACUUCAUUGCCGACGGCCCCAACGCCAGCCAUGCCGAGCUCAUCAAGGCCAUCAACGUCUUCGCCAGCUCCGCAUCCGAUGUCUGCAACAACACCAAGGGCCUCACGCGCCUUGCGACAGAUGACAAGAAGACGGAUUCGCUCAUGAACGGUGCCAGACAGUCGGCACAGGCGACGGUCAAGUUCUUCCGCAGCCUGCAGAGCUUCCGCCUGGAGGGGAUGGACCCCAUCCAGAAGACGGAUGUGGUCAUCAACAAUAACAACGACGUGCAGAUGAACCUGCAGAAGCUGAACAAACUCGUCGAGGCGUUUGCUCCGGGCUUUGGCAAGCUCAAGGGCGAUCUUGGGGAGCUCGUCGACUCGGAGCUGAGCAAGGCCGCAGACGCCAUUGCAGCAGCAGCUGCACGUCUUGCCAAGCUCAGGAACAAGCCACGCGACGGGUAUUCCACGUACGAGCUCAAGGUCAGCGACACGAUCCUGGACGCGGCGACGGCGAUCACCGACGCGAUUGCCAGGCUGAUCAAGGCAGCCACUGUCACACAGCAAGAGAUUGUGGCGGCCGGGCGGGGCUCGUCGUCCAAGACGGCCUUCUACAAGAAGAACAACCGGUGGACAGAAGGGCUGAUCUCGGCGGCCAAGGCGGUGGCGUCGUCGACCAACACGCUGAUCGAGACGGCGGACGGCACCAUCUCUGGGCGCAACAGCCCCGAGCAGCUGAUCGUGGCCUCCAACGACGUGGCGGCGUCGACGGCGCAGCUGGUGGCCGCCAGCCGCGUCAAGGCUGGCUUCAUGAGCAAGAGCCAGGACACCCUCGAGCAGGCCAGCAAGGCCGUGGGCGCCGCGUGCCGCGCCCUCGUGCGGCAGGUGCAGGCGCUGAUCAGGGACCGCAGCGGCGAGGAGGAGCAGGUGGACUACUCGAAGCUCGGCACGCACGAGUUCAAGGUGCGCGAGAUGGAGCAGCAGGUGGAAAUCCUGCAGCUGGAGAAUGCACUCAACGCAGCACGACACAGACUGGGAGAGAUGAGGAAGAUUUCUUAUCAGGAGUAA